Molecule: messenger RNA, 438 nt
Organism: Aspergillus affinis
Lineage: Eukaryota; Fungi; Ascomycota; Eurotiomycetes; Eurotiales; Aspergillaceae
Exons: 1
Coding region: 1-438 (145 amino acids)
Source: RefSeq, a predicted model, not a curated record
AUGGCAACACUCAACUCCCAACCAGACGGCCCUCUACAAGCCGCUCUACUGGAGACAACUACAGCAGCCUCUAUUAGGGCUACCGAAGGCCAGAGGAUCUUUAGCCCGAUAGCAAUCUUUCUUGACAAGCACCGGAGCCAGCCAGGGCUUGCGCCUCACCAGCGAGGCGCGCUCGACGCGCUCAGCAACGACCUGGCUGAUAUAGCCCAACGCCACUUCAGUGCCUAUAUCAGCGGAGUUUCUUCGACCUUGACUACGACCCCCCCUGCCCCUGCCCCUGCCCCUGCUUCUCUUCCCCCGUCUCCCCCUCCAUCUCGCCCCCCCUCCGGUCUUGCUCAGUCGACGUACGCGACAGUCACCCAAACAACCAAGGCCAAAGGCCCUUCUACGUCUCGGCCUAAGGCCAAGCAAAAGACUAUAACUCCUGCCCCUGACUAG